This is a messenger RNA of Daldinia decipiens, 2330 nucleotides long. Its product is annotated as alpha/beta-hydrolase. The transcript is spliced from 3 exons. Bases 237 to 2066 code for a protein of 609 amino acids. Gene Ontology annotation, biological process: proteolysis. The record is from RefSeq and is a predicted model, not a curated record. Lineage: Eukaryota; Fungi; Ascomycota; Sordariomycetes; Xylariales; Hypoxylaceae. Gene Ontology annotation, molecular function: serine-type carboxypeptidase activity.
UUGUUGUUGAUUCACCCUGACACCGCCAGCCACCAUCUGGAAUUUCUCGAUCUCAUUUAUCUUGGUUUCCUCCCCCUCCAUUCCUGACCUUCUCCCAAGCUGCAUCUGCCAGAGUCUCGGCGCAGCCACAAGUUUCUCGUUUUUUUUGGGAACGCUUGCUCGAAGUAGUUCAGCGCUUGCCUUUUUGAAUCGGGGGUCGUCGGGAUAUCUGUAUUCUGUAUAAGUACGAUAUAACCAUGCAUUGGCCUAAGCUUGCGUCUGGGCUUCUGCUAUCCGCCGUCGCCGUGACGGACGCGCGCCGAAGUUUGCAGCACGUGGGCAAGAAGGAUGCGAGACCCAAGUCUACCAUCUCGGAGCACGAUAACUUCGCUACGCGUUUCUUAGCUACGCGACAGUUACCGCCGCCUAAGUUUGCCAAUGCGAAUACCACAAAGUUCGCCGUCAACGGUACCGGUAUCCCUGAUGUCGACUUCGACGUCGGCGAGUCGUAUGCUGGGUACCUACCCAUCACCGACAACCCUGACGAUACCGAUGAGCUCUUCUUUUGGUUCUUCCCCUCGUCCGCCUCGACGAAUACGACCCAGAAGGAGAUCCUGUUAUGGCUUAACGGUGGUCCCGGCUGCUCCUCUUUCGAGGGUCUCCUCCAGGAAAACGGCCCCUUCAUCUGGCAACCCGGCACCCUAAAGCCGAUUCCUAACCCGUGGGCUUGGAACCGGCUAACAAACGUGGUAUGGGUAGAACAGCCCAUCGGCACGGGUUUCUCGCGCGGCAAGGUGACGGCCCGCGGAGAGGAGGAUGUAGCCGCCCAGUUCCUCGGCUUCUGGAAGAACUUCAUAGACACAUUUUCCCUACAAGGCUACAAAGUAUACAUUGCGGGUGAAUCCUACGCCGGCGCAUACUGCCCGUACAUCGCAUCUGCCAUGUUAGACAAGAACGACAGCGCCUACUACAACGUGUCAGGUCUACUCGUAUACGAUCCCGUCCUCGGCGACGACGUUGUCCAAGACUCCGCCACCACGGUCCCCUUCGUCGAUUACCACCACAACUUGUUCACCUUCAACAAUUCCUUCAGCGCCCACAUCCACGAACUACACGAUUCCUGCGGCUUCGCUGACUACAACGCCAAGUACCUGACGUACCCACCACCAGGCCUGCAGCCCCAGGGCUACAGCCAGAGCGUCAGUUCCGAGUGCCAGAACCUGUGGGAAGUCAUCCUAGAAGAAGCACUCAGCAUAAACCCUUGCUUCGACGUGUACCAAGUCGCCAUCACAUGUCCCCUGCUGUGGGAUGUCCUCGGCUUCCCCGGCACGAUCGGAUAUCUCCCGGAAGGUGGUGAAAUCUACUUCGACCGGGCCGACGUGAAGAAGGCGAUCCACGCGGACCCCAACACCAAAUGGGCCGAGUGCACCGACGGCGACGUCUUCGUAGGCGGUGAUAGGUCAGACCCGUCUUCGUGGAAAGUACUCCCGCAUGUCAUCGAUGCCACAAAGAACGUCAUCAUCGGACACGGAUCUCUCGACAUGAUCUUACUGCCAAACGGCACUCUACUCACGAUCCAAAACACAACGUGGGGUGGACAGCUUGGCUUCCAAUCCCCUCCCGUCGAGCCGUUCUUUGUGCCGUUCCACACCCUCAGCACAGCAGACCAGAUCGAGCAGGAAACCGACCAGACAAAGCUGGGCAGCAUCGCCGCGGCUGGUGUACUGGGGACAGCACACACGGAACGAGGACUCACCUACGUCAGCAUCGACCUGUCGGGCCACAUGGUCCCGCAGUACGCGCCCAGUGCCGCAUUCCGCCAUCUCGAGUUCCUGCUCGGUCGUGUUGACAGCCUGAGUUCCGUCCAGCCGUUUACUAUCGAACCCAACUACCCACAGCCCCCUGCAGACGCGCUGGGAAAUGGCACGGGACCUGCGACGUUCAGCACGGCGGCGGAGCAUGGGACAGGUAACGUGGCGGCAAGUGCUGAGGCGAAGGGCUCUGAUGCGGGGAGGAUCGGGGUGGGCUUCAGUGCGAUGUUAAUGGCCGCUGGUGCCAUGACAAUAGUUGCGAUGCCGAAUUUGUGAUCUGUUAGUUAUAAACUGUUCGGUUAGGGAUUAUAAAAUAUAAAAUGCAAUUUCUUGUAUAACUAUUCGAUUGCGAUCAAUGAAGGUUUGCCAAAAUUGUAAGAUUUUUUUAUUUUUUUUUAUUCAUUCAUGGAAUUCGAAAUCAUCAAUAUGACACGGGAUUCCCUGCACUGAGAAAUUCAUGAAUAGCAAAAUACUUGUAAGUGAUUUUUAGUACAUGAGGGGAGUAGAACAACGAACUACACCAUGUCCUACCCAAGGAGC